AAAAAAGACACCUCGCAGCUCAUCACUCCUCCGCCGACUGCUUCUCACCCCUCACCAUCGUGGUCCGCAUCAUCCCAUCGAGUGAAGGUCCCAAUUCAACAACUUUCUCGUGGAAGCCCAUCUCUCAUGUCUUCUGAUUAUCGCCCACCCUCCAUCACACCAUGAGACAAGAAGACCUCCCGUCGCUUCUGCUCCUCCCCUACCCUCCGGACCCCCUGAGCCGUGCCUCGCUCAAUGCUGCCUACCGAUCCUCGCUCAAGGCGGCCCUCUCCAAGGUGAAGCGACCGACGGGCGCCGCCAAGCUAGUUGUCGCAGUCGCCUGUCCUGUCUUGCAGGGCCAGUUCCUUCACUCCAAGACUCUCUCCUGGCCCCGAGCCCAGGCGCUGGUUGCCGGUGUAUACAGCAUCAUCUCCAUCCUCUGCGUCCAGCUCUCCAUCAGCACCGAGGUCGACGGCGGGCCCGGGUCGGUCGACGCAACUGUCCUUCUCAUCGACGGUGACCGCAACAAGCAGUAUACCGACGACCUCCGCCCUGCCAUCGAGCCCAAUAACACCGUCAUCGUCGACAUGGCUACCUUCGCCUCGGCCUUCUUCCCCUGGAAUCUCAUCUUUACCGUUAGGAGCGAGAUGGGUUACCAGGUGUACCAGACUUAUCUCAAGGUUGCCGAGGGAAGGCAGCAUCUGCUGCAGGAUCAGCUCGUCCCCGUGGAGGGCGGCUUGACCAUGCACAUCGCCAAGGCCGACGCAUCGAGUUUGCCGCCACAGACAGCGACGUACCAGACAGUCUGUCUGGGUGGCACGUUUGAUUAUCUACACCCAGGACACAAACUGCUCCUUACGGCUGGCGCUCUUUUGCUUCAGGUUCCUCGGCGGGGUGACCCUUCACCGCCGUGUCGGUACAUCAUUGGCAUCACGGGCGACGAGAUGCUCAAGAGCAAGAAGUUUGCCGAGUACGUCCAACCGUGGGAGCAACGAGCGAGGAAUGUCAUCGUCUUCUUGGCCCGACUCCUCGAGCUCUCGCCGCGCGGAUGGAAAAACGGCACUGGACCGCGGAUUGACGAGAGAGACGGCGAAUUCACAACGAUCUUCCGAGACGGGACAAUUCAGGUCCGGUGCGUGCGGAUCCAGGAUGCCUUUGGGCCAACCAUCACCGAGGAGAACAUUCAGGCUUUGGUGGUCUCGGGCGAGACGAGGUCUGGGGGGCAGGCUGUCAACGACAAGCGGGCUGAGCUGGGUUGGCAUGCGCUCUCAGUGUUUGAGGUCGACGUGCUCGAUGCCGAUGAGAUUGAUGAAGAUGAGCCUACCAAGACGGAGAACUUCGCCUCCAAGAUCAGCAGCACUGCUAUCAGGCAGCAGAAGGCGGCAAGGGAUGGUUCAAAACUCAACCAUGACGGAGGUCAUGUCCAAGGGUUGAUUGAUAACUCCAAGUUCACCUGCUACUGACUUUUCGUUCAUGAUGUUGAAAUCACGACGACGGAGCCAACUGGUAGUUUUCACGCUCAGAAAGUUGAAACACGUCUUGCAGCGCUCCUGAACCUGUAAUAGACUGGUUGGACUCCUUAUUGCCGAGCUGUGUCAGGUUUUUUUCUACCUGAUCGGAGAGGCUAGCUUGAUCCAAAUACGAAACCACAAGUACUUGAG
Molecule: messenger RNA, 1640 nt
Organism: Parathielavia appendiculata
Lineage: Eukaryota; Fungi; Ascomycota; Sordariomycetes; Sordariales; Chaetomiaceae
Exons: 1
Coding region: 162-1442 (426 amino acids)
Biological process (GO): coenzyme A biosynthetic process
Molecular function (GO): dephospho-CoA kinase activity
Source: RefSeq, a predicted model, not a curated record